Molecule: messenger RNA, 933 nt
Organism: Lecanosticta acicola
Lineage: Eukaryota; Fungi; Ascomycota; Dothideomycetes; Mycosphaerellales; Mycosphaerellaceae
Source: the annotation of a GenBank genome assembly
AUGCUGUACAUAAUUGGUCUGGGUCUUGCAGAUGAGCGAGAUAUUUCCGUCAAAGGCCUGGAAAUCGUCCGCAAGGCCGAGCGUGUAUACUUGGAAGCAUAUACCGCUGUUCUGCUCGUCGAGAAAGACGCAUUGGUGCGAUUAUACACGUCGAGUCGCGAGGAGCAAAAGGCUCACUAUACUGACGAGAUCGCUAUGUAGUAGGAAGCCUACUAUGGGCGCUCAAUCAUCAUAGCCGACCGCGAAAAGGUCGAGUCACAGUCGGAUGAAAUCCUAGCAGAAGCCCAUGAGAAGGACGUCGCCUUUCUGGUCGUGGGCGAUCCAUUCAGUGCUACUACACAUACCGACUUGGCCCUCCGCUGCCGUCAGCACGAGCCUCCGAUUCCCACUCGAACCUUGCCCAAUGCCUCCAUCUUGACCGCGGUCGGUGCAACCGGACUGAGUCUCUACAACUUCGGCCAGACUGUGUCCAUGGUCUUCUUCACGGAGUCCUGGAAACCCGACAGCUUCUACGACCGCAUCGCAGAGAAUGUCAGUCUCGGGCUGCACACCCUAGUGUUGCUCGACAUCAAGGUGAAGGAGCCGAAUUUGCAGGCAUUGGCAAGAGGCAAGAUCGUGUACGAGCCACCACGGUUCAUGUCAGUUGCCCAGUGUGCGAGCCAGAUGAUCGAAAUAGAAGAGACGCGCAAGUCUGAUGUAUGCGGAAAGGAGAAGUUGGCAAUCGGUGUUGCUCGACUGGGAAGCGAGGGAGAGCAGAUUGUAGCUGGCACACUGGAAGAGCUUACGGAGGCUGAUUUGGGUAAGCCUCUACACAGCUUAGUGCUUUGCGGAAACAAGAUGCACGAGAUGGAGUGUGAGUACGCGAGAGAGUUUGCAGUGGAUAAGGAGAAGUUCGACCGGAUAUGGAAGCAGAACUACGCAGCUAGGAGCUGA